This is a messenger RNA of Theileria orientalis strain Shintoku, 513 nucleotides long. RefSeq names its product CCR4-NOT transcription complex subunit 3. The coding region runs from base 1 to 513 and encodes 170 amino acids. The transcript has 4 exons. Gene Ontology annotation, biological process: nuclear-transcribed mRNA poly(A) tail shortening; regulation of DNA-templated transcription. The record is from RefSeq and is a predicted model, not a curated record. Gene Ontology annotation, cellular component: CCR4-NOT core complex; P-body. NCBI's taxonomy places the organism in Eukaryota, Apicomplexa, Aconoidasida, Piroplasmida, Theileriidae.
AUGACUAGAAAAAAGUUUCAGGAUAAGAUUAAACAGACUACAGGUACUAAACGUUUAACUCAUUCGAUUUUAACUGUAAGGAAAAUCACAAUGUAUUUUGCAGGGAUGGUUAGAAUGAAGGGUUUGCUGCAGUCUGGUUCGAUAAAGUGUGCAAUUGAACCCAGAAUGACGUAUCAUCCGAUGAAUCAGUGGAAUUCACCCUUCUAUUAUCCUCAGAAUCCACUUCCACAGUAUGGCACACCAGCAUUCUACCUCAGGCUUUCAGAGGACACCCUGUUCUUUAUUUUUUACUAUUUUCCAAAUACUUUUCAACAACAAAUGGCUGGUCGUGAGCUCAUGAGAUUGUCAUGGAGGUAUCAUAAGAAGCACGCGACUUGGUUUAAGAGGCACGAGGAGCCAGUGAAGGUAACAGAAACCUUUGAAAAGGGAACGUAUAUCUACUUCGACCCUGAAGAGUGGAAGAAGUCCGUUAAGUCGGAUUUUACAUUCUUUUACAAUCAGCUAUUGGUGUAA